AUGUCGGCCCAGGACGAAUUCAACCAGCUGGUGAACAGCAACCAUUCCCGUUUCGCCACACACCCUGAAGACCACCAUUCCGUCUCCGACUCAGACGAAGGCCACUACUCUGAUCAAGGCACAAGCACGCGCAAGAACCUCCGCAGCCGCACCACCCACGACUCCUCCGACGAGGAAGAUUUUUCCGACGACAACAUGGUCUCGUCCCGGGCCAACUACCAAGUCCCGAAUACAGUCUACGACGCCAACACCGGGCCCAAGGGUGUCAUUGCCGAUGCGCAGGCCUUUGAGCGGGCGCGGAAGAAGUCCUUCCGUCGCACGCUGCUGAAUGCGGCCGGCUUUGAUGGCCAUGGGCCUUCAUUCGGGGCCAAGACACGCGAGGACUCGCCGCAUGCCGAGUCGGGCUCGGCUAGUGAGGAUGAUGAUGAGGCUCGGUUUUUAAGGAAGUGGAGGCAGUCGCGGAUGCAGGAGCUGCAGGGCCGCGGUCAUCGUCGGCUGAGUCCUCGGGGGCGGCGGUACGGGUCGGUUGAGAAUGUCGAUGCCGUGGGGUAUUUGGAUGCCAUUGAGAAGGUGACUUCGGAGACGGUGGUUGUGGUGUGCAUUUAUGAUCAUCAGUCUGACGACAGCGCCAUCGUCGAAGAAUGUCUGGUCACUAUUGCCCGCAGACAACCCACCACCCGCUUCGUCAAGUUGCACCAGGAUAUCGCUGAGAUGGAUCACAUCAAGGCCCCUGCCAUCCUGGCCUACCGCGGUGGCGACGUCUUCGCUACCAUUGUCGAUGUCCUGCGCAGCAUCCCGCGUGGUCGGAGCUGCAGUGCUGAUAGCCUCGAAGAUCUCCUCAAGCUCAACCGCGUCCUUUGA
Molecule: messenger RNA, 861 nt
Organism: Penicillium nucicola
Lineage: Eukaryota; Fungi; Ascomycota; Eurotiomycetes; Eurotiales; Aspergillaceae
Product: phosducin family protein
Exons: 3
Coding region: 1-861 (286 amino acids)
Biological process (GO): regulation of G protein-coupled receptor signaling pathway
Source: RefSeq, a predicted model, not a curated record